CGUAUAGUUAACAACUGUAACGCUGAGUGGUUAGGCAUAAAAAACAAUUCAAGUACAUUCUAGUAAUUUCUAAUUAGAAUGUCAAAUUAUUUUAUUUGUUUACUUAUAAUUAGUGGUUAUGUUAACUACGGACUUUCUGUGUACUAUGAGUCGUACUCGGGUACUCCUGUUAGUCUGGAAGAAGUGAAAAAACAUGACAAGCAGAAUAAUACGUUUUGGUGCAUAAACCAAAUCGAGCCAUGUGUGACUGAUGAGUGGCGGCGUGUGGACGGUUCAUGCAACAACCUGCGCCAGCCCGCCCGGGGCGCCCCGCACACGCCUACCUAUAGACUACUGCCACCUGUAUACGAUAAAAAUUUUGAAAAACGAACGUCAAAGUCCGGUCAGUCAUUGCCUCUUGAGAGGUUCCUAAGAACAACGUUGGUAGCUAUGGGCAAGCUACCUGACCAGAAAUUCACGACGCUCUCUACCAAUUUUCUAGUUUUUAUGACUGCAGAUGUUUUAUCUUUGCACGAUACAGUGAAAUUUAUCUUAUGGAAACCUUACUGUUGCCUGGCCAAAGGCAAAACGGACAGUGAUUGCGUACCUAACAAAAUACCCGAUGACGACCCUGUACAUCGUUUCUCCGAUGUAAGGUGCUUGAAUAUGACGAGGCCUGAAUCUUUUCAAUCUAUUGGGUGUAUCAAACAUGGUACAGUUCCUGAAAGGAUAAUAUCAGCAACACCAACAUUUGAUCUAUCACCAGUGUAUAGCAGUAGUUCAAAGUUACUAUCUGAAAAGGGACGUCUUUUCAAAGGUGGUUUAUUGAAGUACGAAGUGGAAGAAGGAAGAAUCUGGCCACCGAGUGUUAAAACUGGAUUGGGAGUUUGUUUCUUGAAUCAGAGGCCGCAAGAAGGACGAUGCCAUGACACUCCUGAAGAUGGCGCUAACAGCUUAGCUGGUGUAAAUCUAAUGACCAUCUGGCUAUGGAGGCAGCAUAACUUUAUUGCCACGGCGUUGUCUAAAAUUAACCCAUGCUGGAAUGAUGAUAGACUUUUUUAUACAGCGCGCGACAUCAACAUUGCUAUUGUUAUGCAAAUAUUCUAUUAUGAAUUGUUACCAGCAUUAUUUGGUUAUGAAAAUCUUCUCAAAGACGGUGUUCUUUCUUACACAAAUGGAUUUAGAGAUUCCUACAAUGAGAAUCUUAUCCCUCAAAUAUCACUGGAGUUUCCAUUUGUUCUUCGUUGGUUUCACACUACUCAGGAAGGGGAUAUGAAGUUAUUUGAUACUCAAGGGCACUAUUUAAGAAAGGUUCCUAUUGUAAAUCUUACUCUAAGAACCGGUUUCUUUGGUGUAGAUGACAACAUAGAUUAUGUCACACAAGGCAACUUCAGACAAGGCACUGCGAAAGCUGACUAUAUUGUAGAUCCCGAUGUAGUCAACAUUGGUUUAGGACCGCACCAGAGAGCGACUGACCUUCUGACUAAUGAUUUAGCAAAGAAUCGGCUGUUCGGUUUUCCGCCUUAUAUCAAAUACAGAGAGUUAUGCUUCAAACAAUCUUUCAAAACAUUUGACGAUCUACUGCAAGCUAUAGAUCCAGAAAGAGCGGAGUUACUUAGACAGGUGUAUGAGAAUAUUGAAGAUAUUGACCUUAUAGCUGGCAUUUGGCUGGAGAAACUGAUCCCUGGUGGCCACGUGCCACCCACUCUGUACUGCGUUGUGGUGGAGCAGCUGCUGAGGGUUAUCACAUCGGACAGGCAUUGGUACGAGAGACCUAAUCGGCCAAACGCAUUCACUUUCGAACAACUGUUGGAGAUAAGGAAGGCGACGGUGGCGCGGCUGCUCUGCGACGUCGGAGAUAAAGUGACGCACAUACAGCGACGUGCUUUUUACAGGAUCACUAACAAAAAUCCGCUGUACAGCUGUAAGAGCAUUGAGUCUGUGAACCUUUGGGCUUGGAAGGAUCCCAAAUGUAAUGGACCACAAUUUGGUCCGCUGUACGGCCCAGCUAAUCUUUUUCACAACUAAUUUUUUUUAAUUAAAAUAAUUCAGCCAGGAUUCGAAGAAGUUUUAUUU
Molecule: messenger RNA, 2055 nt
Organism: Papilio machaon (common yellow swallowtail)
Lineage: Eukaryota; Metazoa; Arthropoda; Insecta; Lepidoptera; Papilionidae
Product: peroxidase
Exons: 12
Coding region: 79-2007 (642 amino acids)
Biological process (GO): response to oxidative stress
Molecular function (GO): heme binding; peroxidase activity
Source: RefSeq, a predicted model, not a curated record